Molecule: messenger RNA, 831 nt
Organism: Owenia fusiformis
Lineage: Eukaryota; Metazoa; Annelida; Polychaeta; Sabellida; Oweniidae
Source: the annotation of a GenBank genome assembly
UAUUAUAGCUCCGUUUCGAGGCUCAGCUAAUCCCUGGUAGCCAAUGUGCGAUGCUUUACACAUACUUGGAGCACUGUGACCUAGCCUGAUUACUGAGUCUGUAGGAAGCAUUGGUUGGUUUUUAUGUGGCAAUGGCUGAUCUAAAAGGCAAGAAGGUUGUGUUCACAGGGGCACUCACAAAUCAAACACGUAGUCAAGCAACCAAAGCUGCAGAGAAACGUGGUUGUAAGGUGGCGGCAUCUAUUAGCAAGGCAGUAGAUUAUGUUGUAAUUGGGGAAAAUGCAGGCCAAAAGGCAGACAAGGCAGAAUCGUUAGGAAUCAAGUGCCUCACGGAGGAUGAAUGGGAGGACAUGCUUAGUGGUAAUUCAGCCAAGAAAACGAGACUAGACAGCCCUGAGUUGGACGAUAGUGAAAAUAUGGAAUCUGAUGAGGAAGGUGCUAAAUCUGAUUUAGAUCUGAAAGGAAAGAAGGUUGUAUUCACAGGGACACUUAAAAAUCAAACAAGAAACCAAGCAACCAAAGAUGCAGAGAGGCAUGGCUGUAAGGUGGCGGCAUCUAUUAGCAAGGCAGUAGAUUAUGUUAUAAUUGGAGAAAAUGCAGGACAAAAAGCAGACAAGGCAAAAUCGUUGGGUAUACAGUGUUUAACAGAGAACGAAUGGGACGAUGUGAUAAGUGGUAAAGGUGGAUCAUCACGUCCAACUACCUCACAGUCACAGGUUAAAAGUGGUGGACCUAAACGAAAGUGUAGAUAUUGGGACAAAUGCUUUCGAACAAACAAGAACCAUCUACAGUUGUUUCUGCAUCCAGAGAAACCUCAACUUAAAUCAACUU